Hyla sarda is the source of this 2345-nucleotide messenger RNA. RefSeq names its product family with sequence similarity 83 member C (gene SACK1C). Lineage: Eukaryota; Metazoa; Chordata; Amphibia; Anura; Hylidae. Bases 56 to 1642 code for a protein of 528 amino acids. The record is from RefSeq and is a predicted model, not a curated record. The transcript is spliced from 4 exons.
ACAAGUUGGAACUUUCACCCUUUACCAGGAGAAGACGACUGAUAUUCUUGCAGUAAUGCUCAACCCUGAAGCAAGGAGAGGCGUGAGGACCAUCGGACAACUGAAAAGCAGAGUCGAAGAACUUAAGAACCCUUGGAGACAAAGUUCUCCUUUGGUUCUGAAUUACAAUGAGUCCGCACGCUUGGCUACGGAUGCUUUGGUGGAACAAGGGGAGAAGGCAUAUCUGCAGGCUCUCAGUGACGAGAAAGAGUUGCCCUUUCUAUCCUCCUUGGACAUCGACUAUAUCUACAACAGUACAAAUAACAAUAAGUCGGAAGAUGCCUUGUUGGACAAGGACGGGGACGGCUCUGGAUUUCCCGACAGCUGUCCUUCUGAGCUGACGUCCGGCACUUAUUUCCCUAUGAUGUCUGACAUCGAGACACCUAAUCUGGAGCUUGGCUGGCCCGAAGUUCCGCUUCUCACCCGCAGCAAAGGAACAGAAGUGCAAGUGAUCUUCCAAAGACACCGCAACAACUGCAUCAAAGAUCUGAUCAGAUCCCUCCUCAACAAAGCAAAAUCCGUCAUCGCAUUGGUCAUGGAUCUUUUCACAGAUGUAGACCUCCUAUGUGAUCUGAUAGAAGCAGCAAGUAAAAGAAGAGUCCCCGUGUACCUGCUGCUCGAUGAGAAGAACCUCACAUACUUCAUAGAGAUGUUUGAGAAGUUGGGAUUCAAUAAAGUUCAAAUACCUAAUAUUAAGAUCCGCACUAUAAGUGGUGACACAUACUGCACAAAGUCUGGGAAGAAAUUUUCCGGGCAGUCGCUGGAGAAGUUUCUGUUGAUUGACUGUGAGCAUGUCCUUGCUGGUUCCUACAGUUUCAGCUGGCUUUCAGGUCACGUCCACAGCAAUAUGGCCACCUACUUCAAAGGGAAUAUAGUAGAAGAGUUUGAAAAAGAAUUCCGAUGUCUGUAUGCGGACUCACUAGAGAAUGAAUACUUUGCUAAUCUAGAAAACGAGAACAGCAAGCCAUUUGGGUCUACGCCCACGAGGAACCGAUGGAAACCAAUAAAAGUUACUUCUCCACCACCUCUGGCUCUUCAACGUUCAAUCCAAUCUGACAGUAACUCCAGCACAGACAGCCAGAAUAGUAUAAAGACGCCACCCUUUAGUACCAACCAGGCGGUCACAGUCAUUCGUGAAGAAAAACCAGUGAUGUCAAGGUAUUACCAAAGAAACUCUAAUGAUAAACCUGAGGAGAGAACUAAGCUAAAGGUGGAAUCGCCCAAAGACCAGAGGCGACAGUCAGUUCCUCACGAUCUACAUAACCUUUCAACCAUGCACAAACAGGCACUUUCCAAAUCGACCCCGGAUCUGAUCGACACACCGUCCACUAUUAGAGCCAAGCUAGAAAGUUCUCCGAACAGACUAAAUCCUCAAAACAAGAUAUCGCCAAGAAUGAAGAGUGACGUGGCAAUAAAUAAAGGGAUAAACCACGACAGCACGCCAACAAGUAAGGCUACGUUGGCUGAUAGCAAAAGGGAGGACACUACCAGAGACUUUAAAAGAAUGACCCUCGGACAUAGUAAAUUAGACCUGAUCACAAAAGUUAAUAACAAGUUACUAGAGAAUAAGCUGUACAGUCGCUUUCAGACUCAGCCCAUGUAAUGGAAAGACCUUCUAACCAACAGAAAUGACAAGAUGUUGGGAAAUGACGUAAUGGUUCUAUUACUGCAGACGGCCUGUGCCUUGGAUCUGUGAAUCCAUCUAUGAACCAUCUCAUAUUCAUCUCUUGAGUGUAUUCCUAUUAUGAGAUGAGGUUUUAGAAACUAAUGACCUUACAGACGACCUCGCCCAUCUACCAAGAUUCCAGUUUUAGAAUACCAUGCCUGAAAAAUCCUUCACGCCCUGCCUGUGUUUGGUAGGAUUCCUUUAAAAAGGGGUAGUCCAGGGCUGAAAGCGAUGUCAUAAAAGUGUUCAUGUUGGCUUAAAGGUGUACUCCACUGGCAACAUUUAGUUCCGAACGCUGUUUUCGCGCUGGGGAGGUGGGGGGCAGGGUGUCGGCCACGCCCCUUGUGACGUCACGGGCUUGCCCACUCAGUGCAAGUCUAUGUUUUUGAAGCCCGGGCCCAGGGGGACUUAAAAAAUUUACGCCGCAGUUCUCCUUAAAAGGGGUGCUCCGGUGGAAAACUUUUUUUUAAAAUGAACUGGUGCCAAAAAGUUAAACAGAUUUGUAAAUUUCUUCUAUUAAAAAAUCUUUAUCCUUCCAGUACUUAUUAGCAGCUGUAUGCUACAGAGGAAAUGUUUUGCUUUUUGUUUUGUCCACAGUUGCUCUCUGCUGACACUUCUGUCCGUGUCAGGAACUGUCCAG